GGAUAUCCUCCAACUCUGCAUCGUAUGACACUGCCACGACCAGGGCAAGGAUCAGGAAAAGUUGUAUUUGGAUUCAAACUGAAUGAGCAGCAUUCAUCUGUAUCCGGUAUGUCUCAUUCAGGCGCGCUAUGUUUCAACUUUCGUAGUCAUUGGAUAUGACGCGCAGAUAGCAGGUAGACAAGACUUGAGAGAUUACGCCCAGGUUGCUGGCUCGGCCAUCGGCAAGUGUGUCGCACGCCGGCCGGAGUGUAGAUACUUCUUCGCGAGAGGAAGAAUUCAUAUUAUCUUCAUGCUACUCAUCAACGUGAAACCUCGGUGCGAGCCUACGUACGUGGUUCCUAGAUCACAAUCGGGGAAGAAGAAUCAGCUGGAGGCCGCGAGGCAGAGAUGCUACGGGGCGGAACAACGAAAUCACGUUUUCUCCCAAGCAUUCCCAACUGUUACAGUGUCUACAAGGAAUGGCUGCGACACUCGCGUACAGUUCCUCCAAUCGAAGAUCUUGUACAUGAUACAGCGCCAUCUCACCGUCCACAUACUCAGUCAUCACCGUCUCGUGUAUUUCGGUCGCCAUGGGUUUAUCCUGCCGUUCCGUGUUCAAAGAGGGCCGGGAGGACGAGCCACGUCAGCGGAGCUCAAGGGCUGAAAGAUCGAAAAGGCUCAUCAUGAGCUGUCCCACUGGUUAAGCUGCUGUUGACUGCGGAAAGAGUAUGUCUUUUCAAACCUCAGGGUGUGUGUCAUCCCUGAUUUUGUGGUCUGGACGCUGACGCCCUCCAGGCUUCCUCAGAGACGAAC
Molecule: messenger RNA, 792 nt
Organism: Aspergillus aculeatinus CBS 121060
Lineage: Eukaryota; Fungi; Ascomycota; Eurotiomycetes; Eurotiales; Aspergillaceae
Exons: 1
Coding region: 83-643 (186 amino acids)
Source: RefSeq, a predicted model, not a curated record